AGAGUGGAAAGACGGCAAAGGAGUAAGAGGCCACGAGACCCAGAGAUGAGAGGGGUCAUGACAACUAGGGGGGGCCGAAAGGCUUUGGCACAGCGAGAGGAGCCAGUGGAGGCAGUUCGGAAGGCGGAGCCAGCGCAGGCAGCGGAGUCAGCUCAGGUAGCAGAGCUACCCCCUACCCAUGGGCUUGAGCAGGUGGAGUUUCGCCGGAUCAAGGGUAGUGAUCUACAGGGCCCAUCGUCGACACUGCCAGAGGAGAGGGAGGUUGUACCAUUGAGGACGCCGCUUGACAGUCUGGAGACCCAUCUCGAUGCAUCCCAAUGGGGGGCUUCGCAGCUGGAGGCGGACCCAGACAAGCCGGCACGAUACGAGCCAGCAGACGAGCCAUCAGGCCCUGAGCUGGAAGUCGAGCCGCACGAGCCAGGGAAGCUGCGGGCAGAGGAGGUUAUUACCGUUAGGGAUAAUACCCCUCCUCCCACCCCAAUCCCAGAGCAGGUGUGGGAGUACUGGCCUCAGGGGAUUCCUGAGCCGGAUAGCGAGGAGAUUCCGGCACAACAAUCGGAAACUAUUACACCACCUCUAAAGCAGGCAGAGGCAGAGGAGCAAGAGGAGAUCGAGGGGGCGAGGACACAUACGGUUGUGGUACCACAGCUAGCCGAGCCUGCGGCUGAGCAUUUGGAUGUUGAGAUGCCAACAUUCGAGGGGCCACCGCCAGAGUUCCCACCUGCAGGAGAAGGGGUGAGUGUGGGAGUUCCAUUACGAGAGGCCCACGAGACGCGAGCGGAGAGGCCGUCAAGGGAGACGACUGAGGAGAAGUUCGCGAGAGUGCAGGAGGACGAGAGGGCGGAUGAGGCACGAGAGACUGGGGACUUGGGAUUUUCAGCCGCCAGGAUGGCAAUCGAGCGUACAGACAGGAGGAUACACCAGGUGGGGACCACGUCCUUCCAGCGAUAUACUAUGCUUAGAGACGAGUUGGCGGCCUCGACGAUGGAGGUGGAGCAACUGUCUGUUCAACUAGUAGAAGAGAGGGCGAAAAACCAAGCCUGGAGGUCUCGCAUGGAAGCCAGGGAAGCUGAGUGGGAGAGGAGGCUCCAGGAUAUGGCGGCGGUUGUGGAGAGGCUCUCGACCACCAAGGUGGUCGACUGGACAGAGCAAAGUCGGUAUGGUAUCCAAGGAGAGGAGGUGCGGGGACUCUUUGGCCAAGGGGGGACGACAGGGCCACCUCAGCAAGAGGGGAUGAAGAAGGUAUUCCUGGACCCAACGAAAACGAAAGCAAGGCGGAAGGCCGAGGAGGGGAGUUUCAGCUUCAAGGCUCCCACAAAGUUGGCCUCGCAACAGGCCACCCCUAUAACGAUUGAGACCCCUGCAAGUGAGCCAGCGCAAAGACCCCAAUCCCCACUAGUGGAAGGGGGUCCCGCAGAGGAGUCCCCUGCGAUUCUUUUGGAGGUGCGAGGAGGUACCUUUACGGGGGCAGUGGCGUCCGCUGAGCCAGAGGCAAUGGAGGAGGAGGCAUCUCAUUUGGACGAGCUAGUGGCGGCCAUGAAACUGGAUAUACCAUCAGGAGGGUCUCAGGGACGCAAGACCCCGGAGCGUGUGCCAAAAAUGGGGGAGUUGAAGACACGAUUGGGCUCUUGGGCCACAGAGGCUGACUCAGGGGGAUGGGCCUCAGAGCAGCAGCAGGAGGUUAUGAGUGGGCCAGCGGCAGCCGUGACUCCUCAGCCAUCAGAGCCACAUGGGGACGAGGGGGCGACUAGGACGGAAGAGGUUCACGAGGCCAUGGUGCAGUGUACACCUGCGCCCUCCGCAGUAGUGGGUUUCCUGACAUCUCCGUCGCGGUUCGCCCCUCUCGCUACUGGAGUUGAGUUCACUCACUUCAUUCGACAGGACGACGUCACCUUCUUUAUGGUGGACGUGACGGAUCUCUUACACUAUGAUCCACUCUGUCUCGACGCCGAGCUCAUCCCUCUGGAGCCAGAUCCUCCGUCUAUCUCCAUGGCUCUCAUCUCUACUUCCGUCCCUCCGCCGUCCGUCGAGUCCACCCCGCGGUCGGGCGCUGACGUUGACGCUGAGGAACUCGCACGAUAUACGGCUCACCUAGAGCCCGCAGUUCGUGACCUCAUCCGAGAGUACCACGACGUUUUCCCAUCGUCGUUCUUGUACGCCGGCAUCCCACCGAUGCGGGACGUCGAGCACUCCAUUCAGCUUGUGCCUGACUAUCGUGUUCACCACCAGGCACCCUACAGACUCUCGAUUCCCAAGGCCACUGAACUCAAGCGUCAGCUUGAGGAGCUCCUGAGACUGGGUUUCAUUAAACCCAGCAACUCCUCAUGGGGUGCACCCGUCCUCUUUGCUCGCAAAGCGGAUGGAACUCUCCGUCUCUGCAUCGACUAUCGCGGUCUCAACCGCUACACGGUUAAGAACAGUUACCCCAUGCCUCGUUCCGAUGAGUUGUUCGACCGCCUAGCAGGCAACCGCUUCUUUACAAAGAUUGAUCUUCGUAGCGUUUACCAUCAAAUCCGCGUCGCUGCAGCCGACCAGCAGAAGACAGCGUUCCGAUCGCAUUUCGGACACUACGAGUUUAUAGUGAUGCCAUUCGGCCUCACCAAUGCACCCGCCACCUUCCAAAGGGCGAUGAACGACAUCUUCAGGGACAUCCUGGAGCAGUACGUUCUCGUCUACCUCGACGAUAUCCUGGUCUACAGUCGUACCCUUGAGGAGCACCUCAGACACCUCCGCGACGUCCUUGACCGUUUGCGCAGACAUGGCUUCUACGCCAAGCUGAGCAAGUGCCGCUUUGCCCAGCACAAAGUGGAUUUCUUAGGACACUACGUGUCUGACCAGGGUCUCCACAUGGACGACGCGAAGAUCACUGCUAUUGCGGAGUGGCCCGCCCCCACAUCCGCCAAGCAGCUUCGCAGCUUCCUAGGCCUGACCAGCUACUAUAAUAACUUCAUCCGGGGAUACGCUAGGUAUUCCUAUGGCACCAGAGAGCCCCGUAUUUGCGUUCCCUCCAUUGGACAGCCACGUGUCCGAGCAGUAGCCGAGUUCCAUAACCAGGCAGUUGCCGGUCAUAUGGGCUUCCACAAGACGUUGGCUCGUGUGAGCCGCCUGUACGUCUGGCCGAAGCGCAAGGACUUUGUGAAGGACUACGUCGCAGAGAGUCCCACCUGUCAGGAGGUGAACAGUGCGAACCACCUGCCUUAUGGUUUGCUCCAGCCUCUUCCUAUCCCUGAGGGUCGUUGGCAGUCCAUCUCGAUGGACUUUAUCGGUCCUCUUCGUCCUCCGACUCCUCACGGACAUGAUGCUAUCCUGGUCGUCGUCGAUCGCUUCACGAAGCGUGCACGCUUUGUUCCGUGCCGCUAUGCCAUCAGUGCACGUGAGGUCGCCGACAUCGUGUUUGACCGAGUCGUGCGUGACCACGGCUUACCUCUGAGCAUCAUAUCUGACCGUGACCCGCGGUUUACCAGUCGAUUCUGGCGACGACUCCACGAGGUAUACGGCACUCAGCUCCGCUUCUCCUCGUCUUACCAUCCUCAGACUGAUGGUCAGACCGAGAUCACGAACAGGACUCUCGAAGAUAUUCUUCGAAAGAUUGUUCGUAACGACCAGCAGUGGGAUCUUCAUCUUGCCCACGCGGAGAUAGCCUACAACCACGCCGUCUCGCCAGCCAUGGGGAUGUCGCCUUACUAUUGCGACCUCGGCUAUCACCCUCGUGUUCCUGCGGACUUCCUUCGACCGUCACAGAUGCACCCCGACACGAGUUGUCCCGCGCUGGAUGAUUGGGUUGCACACAUGACGUCGAUCAUGAAGACCGCACAUGAGCACAUAGCCGCUUCCCAGACUCGCAUGGCAGCACGUGCGAACCGAUCGAGGAUGGACCAUCCAUUCAAAGUCGGUGAUGAUGUGCUUAUCGACGCCCGCCACUUACAGCUCGAAGCGGACACGCUUUGCAAGUUUCGGCGUCACUUCUUUGGCCCAUGCCGCAUCCUCUAGGUCGUCGGUUCUGAUACGGCAUCUAGCCCGGUCAGCUUUCGU
Messenger RNA from Chara braunii, 4032 nucleotides. The record is from the annotation of a GenBank genome assembly. NCBI's taxonomy places the organism in Eukaryota, Viridiplantae, Streptophyta, Charophyceae, Charales, Characeae.